This is a messenger RNA of Oppiella nova, 561 nucleotides long. The record is from the annotation of a GenBank genome assembly. Lineage: Eukaryota; Metazoa; Arthropoda; Arachnida; Sarcoptiformes; Oppiidae.
AUGGCACUUUUGGUGAGCAUAUUAUGCGGUACAGCACUGGUAGUCGCGUUGACUAUAGCCAGAAGCAGUUGUCUUGACCUCAAUCCGACCUCCAAAUGCUUAUCCGAGAAGCUGUCAAAUCCGGUCAGAUUUUAUGGCACGAAGACUACUUACACUGUCGCCAAAGAGGCCCUCGACUCCACCCAACCAUUGGAUCCCAAUUGGUAUUCAGUGCCCAACUACUACUUACACUGUCGCCAAAGAGGCCCUCGACUCCACCCAACCAUUGGAAGGGUUAACCAUAAGUCACGGGUUGACAUUCGGUUAGUACAAAAUGAAGUAGCCUGCGGUGCGAUAGGCUAUGGGGCUACGGCUUCUAUCAUUAAUGGCUCUGAACACGGAUUAACCGAACUCUGCGAACAGGACUUACAGUCCAUCCGCAAGUGGACUCUCAAUAUGAAUGAGACGGACGACAACCGGAUCAGUGAUACCGGAGUUGUCGAGACUCGAGCUCUCGCCAAAAACUUUAAACAAAGAUAUCCUUCACUUCUGGAUCCAACAAAAGCCAAGAUAGAGAUCGGA